AUGACCCUGAUGGACAUCAACAAGAUGUUCUCCCUGCUGCAGCCCGGGGAGGACGAGGAGGCCAGCGGGGAGAGCGAGGAGCUGAGCCGGGCGGUGUGCCAGGAUGACCACGAGGCGCUGGCCCGGCUCCUGUCGCAGGACCGGUACCGGAGGCUGAUCAACCGGCGGAGCGGCUGGGGCGUGCCCAGCACCCCGCUGCGCCUGGCGGCGGCUCGGGGCAGCGAGCGGAGCCUGCGGCUGCUGCUGGAACACGGAGCGCUCGUGGACAGCCUGGACGUGAAGGCGCAGACGCCGCUCUUCGUGGCGGUCAGCAACGGGCACGGCGAGUGCGUGCGGCUGCUGCUGGAGGCGGGCGCCAGCCCCGCGGGCAGCGCCUACAACAACUGCUCGCCGCUGCUGCUGGCGGCCCGCGACGGCCGGGCGGGCAUCGUGCGGCUGCUGCUGGAGCACGGCGCCGAGCCCAACGCGCGGGCCCGCCUGCCCGAGUGGGCGGCCAACACCGCGGCCUGCUCGGGCCCGCUCUACCUGGCGGCCGCCUACGGGCACCUGGAGUGCUUCCGCCUGCUGCUGCUGCACGGCGCCGACCCCGACUACAACUGCACCGAGCCGGCCGUGCUGGCGCAGAUCCGCGAGCCCAAGACGCUGCUGGAGACGUGCCUGAGGCAUGGCUGCCGCCCCGACUUCAUCCGCCUGCUCAUCGACUUCGGGGCCAACGUGUACCUGCCCGGGGUGCCUCACAGCGACCGGCCGGGCCCGCGCAGCGAGGGGCUGGAGCUGCUGCUGCACGCCAGAGCUCAUCCCAAAUCCCUGCUGUCCCAGUCCCGGCUGGCCAUGAGGCGCCUCCUGAAACAGACUGGCUGCUCGGCCACCCUCAGAGAGCUGGAGAUCCCCACAGCCCUGGCCAAGUACCUGCAGCACCAGCCGUGA
This is a messenger RNA of Zonotrichia leucophrys gambelii, 927 nucleotides long. It is a transcript of the gene ASB12, whose product is annotated as ankyrin repeat and SOCS box containing 12. The coding region runs from base 1 to 927 and encodes 308 amino acids. The record is from RefSeq and is a predicted model, not a curated record. The transcript has 2 exons. Gene Ontology annotation, molecular function: protein binding. Lineage: Eukaryota; Metazoa; Chordata; Aves; Passeriformes; Passerellidae.